CACGCGUAUUUACUUUCGUAUCAUUUAAUUGUUAAUCUAAUCGCAGUCUGUGAAUCGUAAGAUCGUUCGUGCUACUUUGAACACUCGUUUAUCAAAUUUCAGAAUUUGAACGUUUAAAGGAUUUCGAAACUGACCCAGAAUUUGGUUUUGGUUUGAUUGAUUAAGUACAAUAGAGGUUGUGGUUGUGGUUGUGGUGUUUGGUUUUGGGGAUUUUUUUCGAAGUGAUUCGAAAUGGAAUCAUCAUCGAAUCAGACCCCCGACUUUGAUUAUUUGUUCAAGUUGUUAAUGAUUGGAGAUUCUGGUGUUGGAAAAAGUAGCCUCCUGUUGAGCUUCACUUCUGAUACAUUUGAAGAUCUCUCGCCCACAAUUGGUGUUGAUUUCAAGGUGAAAUAUGUUAACGUUGGAGGAAAGAAGCUGAAACUUGCAAUUUGGGAUACAGCUGGUCAGGAGAGAUUCCGAACAUUAACAAGUUCAUACUACAGAGGUGCACAAGGGAUAAUUAUGGUUUAUGAUGUUACACGGCGAGAAACAUUUACAAACCUUUCUGAUAUAUGGGCAAAGGAAAUUGACUUAUACUCAACAAAUCAAGAAUGCAUCAAGAUGCUUGUUGGAAACAAAGUUGACAAGGAAGGUGAAAGGGUUGUGACAAAAAAAGAGGGAAUAAACUUUGCCAGGGAAUAUGGAUGCCUUUUUAUCGAAUGCAGUGCUAAAACUCGUGUUAAUGUACAGCAGUGCUUUGAAGAGCUUGUUUUAAAGAUUUUAGAUACACCUAGCCUCUUAGCGGAGGGAUCAAAAGGAUUGAAAAAGAACAUUUUUAAACAGAAGCCGCCACAAGCCGAUGCAGCCGCCGCAAGCGGUUGUUGCUGAUCAUUUGUUGCAUUUCUCAUCCAUUGCCAAAUCUCUAACUCAUGUUUGAUCAUUCCUCCUCUGAUCCCACAGAAAUCAUUUAUUUCAAUCCUGUUUGAAUUAAACUGCAAAUUUGCAUGUAAUAUAGUAACGUUUGUGAUU
Molecule: messenger RNA, 1008 nt
Organism: Pistacia vera
Lineage: Eukaryota; Viridiplantae; Streptophyta; Magnoliopsida; Sapindales; Anacardiaceae
Product: ras-related protein RABC1-like
Exons: 8
Coding region: 232-867 (211 amino acids)
Molecular function (GO): GTP binding; GTPase activity
Source: RefSeq, a predicted model, not a curated record